AAGGAAACUCUGUUAAAACUAACAUAGAGACCUAAAGUUGUUUUUUUUUUUGUUUUCUUUGAUUGGCAAAGAAAAUUUAUUAAAUAUUAAAGUGUAGUCAAGGGGCACUUCAUGUAGGGUUAAAGUUGUGAUACAAAUAGAAAUAAGGUUGCCUAUUUAUGAAUCCAAGUUAUUAAGAUCAAGGUACCAAUAAAGAAACUCUAAGAGAAAGGUAAGGUUUGUUAAAGGAAACCAAGGGGUUUUUACAAGUCUAAAUAAUGAACUACUACCAAAGAUAUAAAGAGUGUUGUAAACCUAAAAAUAUUCUUGAAGAAGAAUGGGUGUUGAGAAAAGCAAAGCCAUUUCGCGUUCUGCUGUUCUUUCUUCCCGCUGCAGCCACCCGGAAGAAAAAAAAAGAGGAACCCAGCCAUGCCUUGGAAAACCGGUGAGAAAGAUUGGUUUUUGGCCUUCUUUUCUUGCUCUAGAACACAAAUUGAACCCAGAAAUUCUCCCCCCCCCUGCUGGAAAAUCCAGAUCUGCUUUGCUCUGUCCGCCGGCUGCUCUUGUUGUGGGGGCGAAUUGCUUUGAUUUUCUGAUUCCCCCUGAAUUUUCCCUGCAUUCCCGCCGGCUCCUCCCCAAAUUGCAGCUCCGGCCUUGCUUGCUGGAUUCCGGUUCUUGAUCCUUGGGGUACUUUAGUACGUGAAUUGAGUGCUCAGUUUUAUGCAAUUUGCGGUAAGUAAAUUUAUGGUAAUGCCCGUACAGUUUUUAAAAGCAUGUUUUGAUUUAUUUUUGAAGUGGUGGCGGGACUAAACCCAUUUUACACAAAUAUGAGCAUGACUGAUUUGAAAUGAGAUUAUUAUGUGUUCCAUUGAAUUCAGCAUGCCUACUUGAAAUUUAAUUAAUUGUCCUGAUGAUUUGAAAGUGAUUGGGAAUUAUGAUUAUUCUGUUAUCUUCUGCCUGUUUUGUCUUCGAUGUGGUCAUGUUAUUAGUGACCCUGCUAGUGGGGAUUAUACGCUAGCACAUGUCGACAUGUUAUUGGUAGAACCAGUUCGUUCAACCCUGUUAGUGGGGGUUAUACACCAGCAAAUAGUGUGCUUGCCAGUGGGAGGUUUAUAACAUUGGCUGUGACCUAUAGAGGAGACGUCUAUUUCAUUUCUGUACCCGUAUCUGUUUUUAUGAUUAUACUUGUUGGCAUGUUAUAAGUUUAAUAAGGGACACUCCAUAUUUUACUUACUGAGUUUAUCUCAUAGUUUUCCUUGUCCACCAUUUCAGGAAGCGAAACCGAGGACGGAGAAACCACGAGAAGUGACGAGUUAGAAGGCUAACCAUUUUGAGAUUGAUAUAGAUUUAGAUAAAUCAUGAUCUUGUAAACUAGAGUGUAUUGGAGAUUUAUGAUAUCAGAGCAGAUUUUAAGAUUUGAUCUUCAGAUUUUGAUGGUAUCAGAUUGUGGUAUGAUUAAGUUCCGAACCUUGUGCAUUUGUGGGACUCUAUCACGAGUGCACGGCGUCUGCCACAUCCCCGGAUUCGGGUUUUGGGGCGUGACAAGAUCUUUUACUCAAAUAAAUCUAAAUCCCUAGA
Molecule: messenger RNA, 1557 nt
Organism: Rubroshorea leprosula
Lineage: Eukaryota; Viridiplantae; Streptophyta; Magnoliopsida; Malvales; Dipterocarpaceae
Source: the annotation of a GenBank genome assembly